AUGGCCGGCAUCCCACCCACCCUCAACACCACCCACCCCGGCACUCCUGCCAACGAGUGGGCCCGGUCCACCACCGCCGCCGCAUUCGCCCGCACAGACCCUGCACCCGCCACCAACCAGCCUUCCACCCACUCGAUGGCCAUCAACCCCUCCCCUCUCGGCGGCUCCUCCAUUUCUGCCACCGACUCUCCCAACAAGGGUCCCUUCGAUCCUCAGUUCGUCCCUCCAGGCGAUCAAGUACCCGGUGCAUACCCCGUUACCCCCGGCGAUUCAAACCCUGCAGCCCAGACGUCGGUCAGGGAUACGGCAGUCCGUGCUGCGGAGGUCGCCUCCCAGAUGGCAAGUAAUGCCGCUACCACCGCCGCGUCUUACUUGCCAAAGGGCGUUGUCGACACCGUCACUUCCUACAUCCCUACGUCACACGCGACCUCGACCAUGUCCACCGCUCGCGCAUCCGAGCAUGACGCCGAGCACAAGACCUCCCUCCCUACCACCGAGUACGGUGGUGCGAGUACAGGCGAACACGUCGGCGGCGUUGGGUCCCUCCCCGGCCCGAUGAACGAGCCCGGCGUCGCCAAACUCCCCCAAGAGAACACGGACGAGGAGCGCUAUGUCACCGCUGGCACGGUCGCGGCGACCCUCGCCUCGGCCACAUACGCGCUCAAGGACGCUACUCUGAGCGGCAGCCAGUCCGCCGCACGGACCGCGCAGCAGACCGCGCAGAACGCCGCGCAGACCGCUCAGGCCACCACUCAACAAGCCGCGGGAACCGUUCAAGGCACCGCGAAGCAAGCUUCGAACACCGCGAAGCAGUAUGUACCAGGAACGCAGACAACAGCCGUCACCGCGUCGACGCUCCCAUCUCGCGAGUUCAUGGGGGCCCAGCCAGGCGACCGCUCUUCUGGCGCGGGCGCGCUCCCGGGCUACCAGAACGAAUCACACGUCGCCCGUCUCCCUGAGGAGUCUAUUCAUCCUCAGUACGAUUCCGGUAACGUCGACACCGCCGCCCAGGUCGCAAUGUUGCCCUCGGACGAGAAGUACGGCAACGAGGCCGCGUUCGGCGAUAUGCGCCAUGUCGCGGGUGUCGGCGCGCUCAUCGGCGACCGCAGCGAGCAGGGCGUCGCGCGCCUUCCUGACGAACGUCAAGGCACAGGCACGACGGGACAGACGGGCACGCGUGGCGAUCCUGGAGCGGGCCUCACUGGCCCGACCGGAGCCACUGGUGUGGGUGCACUUGUUGUCACGCGCGACGAUCAGGGGAGGCAAGGCGUGAACGUAAUGGACUCGCGAGGCUCGCACGCUGCCAGCGGCGUAGCCGCACCGACUGUCGAGCGCAAAGACAAGGAGAAGACCAUUGAGGCCAAGCCUAAGGAGGAAGGAGACAAGAAGGAUGAGGGCAAGAAGGCCAGCGGCCAGUCGGAACCCAAGGGACAACCGAACAAGUCUGGAGAUUGGGGCUCUAAGGGUCUGACUCCGAAGGACUUGGACAUUGGGAACGGGCAGCGGCGCGCGGUGCAGGCAGACCCCCUCCAUGCGAAUAUUCGUCCACGUGCACAUGGGCUGGGCGGUCCCGGUGCGAGGUGGGGGAGCAACGCCGUCGAUGGUGACCAUGCCCGCGAUGACUUGGAGCACGAUGAAAGUGAUGGACAGCCGAAGGGCUCCGGCUAUGAUACCGAAUACCAUCCCGCUGAGCUACACCCUCCGGAAGAGACAAAGGGCCACCCCGAGUCACAGACUGCGGAGGGCGAGAAGAGCCUCGGCGCGACGCAAGCGGAUGCCAGCCGCCCGCCGGAAGAGCAAAAGCCGCCGCAUGUGCAAGAUACUCAGACACAGCGCAAGGCGACGUUCAUGGAGAAGAUGAAGGGCGAGGCGAAGGUGCUGCUGGGCAAGAUCGAGGGCAAGCACGAUAAGGUCGCAGAGGGGCAGCGGUUGAAGCACCCGACGACGGAGGAGGCGGCGGCCGAGGCGCCGCCUGCGCAGACGAAGUAGUCGGAAGGCUGAGGUGCGAAGAUCAGUCCCGGGUACUAGCGUGAAGAUGUGUCAUGAACGAAUGAGUCGUUGGAAGACCAUUUGGGGAACGACGUGUACGAUCUGCAUCGUGGCUGUUUUACUACUGUAUUACUCACCUGGCGAAAGACGUGUUACGGUCCCUUCAUAGUUGUAAUUUGCGAAUAC
Molecule: messenger RNA, 2175 nt
Organism: Dichomitus squalens LYAD-421 SS1
Lineage: Eukaryota; Fungi; Basidiomycota; Agaricomycetes; Polyporales; Polyporaceae
Exons: 5
Coding region: 1-1989 (662 amino acids)
Source: RefSeq, a predicted model, not a curated record